Messenger RNA from Truncatella angustata, 666 nucleotides. RefSeq lists its product as uncharacterized. The coding region runs from base 91 to 666 and encodes 191 amino acids. The record is from RefSeq and is a predicted model, not a curated record. The transcript has a single exon. NCBI's taxonomy places the organism in Eukaryota, Fungi, Ascomycota, Sordariomycetes, Amphisphaeriales, Sporocadaceae.
UGUAAUGAUCUUGGUCGUUGUCUGGUCGACUAAAAACUCUUGUAACCCCCCUGCUCAGUCAUCUCGGUCGUCGUAGUCUUCUUCCAAACAAUGGACGCCGAACACAAGUCACUCACACUCAUUGCCAUGACCCACACUCAAUCCACGAAGGCCGACCAGGCCCUUCCGACGACCACAACUGCCAUCGCAGCCGACCCGACCCUGGGAUACAAGCUCCGGGUGCUCCUACACGACCUCCGCAACAUCUCGCCCAAGGGGUCCGGCUCUGCGAAGCGCCUCGGCCAAACCACCAAUCAUUUCUACCUCAGCCUACCCUACUUCACACCCCAGGAAGCGGGGUGUCUCAAGAAUGCCGUGAUAGACCGGCAUGAGAUCCCUGCUUAUUCGUUCUCCAUGCACAUAGUGAGCGGGAGCGACAUGAAUGACCACGACCACCCUUCUUGGCAGCCGGGGAGGGAGAUUCUACGGGGCAUGGUGGUCGAGGAUGCAAUUAAUGUGAGACUGGGCCACGGCUUGGUCAAGAGAAAAUCCAGUGGCGACUCAAGAUCGUGUCCGCCGUAUGACUUAGCGCCCCUGUACGAGAUGGUGUUCGGCAUCAAGAGGGGCGAGCUGGAAGACGAGGAGUUUCUGGGCAGGCUGGGGCACUCAGGCCUUGCGUCUUUGUAG